UGUUAACCUGUAAAUACCGUCCAGCCACGCUCGUACUAAUUCUGCGUUGUAAGAUACUCUUUUCUCAAGUUUGCAGUAAUAAUAAAUCUUGGGUUACGCUCAGAUAAUAUUCCUGCGGUUGAUGAAUUGCAAUAUCAAAGAAUGACGCAUAACGUGUCCCUCCACAAAUGGCCUUGCUUAGAAGGUUAGAUAUCACAGUCGAUUCUUAUAUGAAAGACCGUGGACCGUUACAACAGUGUACAUACAGUCAGCAUCUAGAAUAGUGUCAUGGUGUGACAACGAUGACAGAAACUGUAUUCCUCACUGACGAGUCCAGUACUAAAGUUAAUAUGUGGGGUGGCUUUCGUUGCAACAAGAGUUUCCUAAUAUUGUUCCUGAUUCAUGUGAUCGCGUUUCAAAGUUUCAUAUAUUACCAGGAGCAUCACAAAUGGCAAGAGCUAAGAGAUAAACUGGAAUCGAUGAUCGUCGAGCAACGAGAUGUAUACGGUCUAACGUACAGUAUAAUGAAGAGAUUGGAAGGGCAUGGGGUACGUAAUGGAAUCAAGCAGGAGCCAGCCGACAGGCCUACGAUUUACGCGAUCACCCCAACGUUCACUAGGCCUGUGCAAAAGGCCGAAUUGACCCGAUUGUCACAAACAUUUCUACACAUACCAAACUUCCAUUGGAUCCUCGUCGAAGAUUCCGAGAAAAAGACGAAAUUAGUUACGCGGUUCUUAGAGAACAGCAGUUUAAUUUAUACUCAUUUGGCAGCGUUUACACCGCCUAAUUAUAAGCUGGGUCGAAAUGAUCCGAAUUGGAAGAAGCCACGUGGCGUUGAACAAAGAAACGCAGCGUUACGCUGGCUUCGAGAGAAUACGAAAUCAACCGACAAAGGGGUAGUGUAUUUCGCUGACGAUGACAAUACGUAUUCUAUUAAAUUGUUUCACGAGAUGGAGAAGAUACAAAAGGUCGGUGUGUGGCCGGUCGGCCUGGUAGGUGGUUUAAUGGUGGAGAAACCGAUAUGUGAUAACAUUACUAAUAAGGUAAUCGGUUUCAACGCUGCCUGGAAGCCGGAUCGUCCGUUUCCAUUGGACAUGGCGGGCUUUGCGAUCAAUCUACGGCUUUUAUUAGAAAAUAAAGAUGCUCUCUUUUCCUAUGAUAUCCAAGGUGGUUACCAAGAAAGCGAAAUACUCAGACAAAUUGUCACUAGGGACGAAUUGGAACCAUUAGCAGAUUGUUGCACUAAGGUGUACGUGUGGCACACACGAACCGAACCACCGCAGUUAAUCGUGGAACAAUUAUUAAUAAAGAAAGGUAAACGAUCGAACGUAGACAUCGAAGUCUAAUAACAAUACCAAAUUGUUAUUUGCCACGCUUCGCGAUCGUCGAACAAAAUUUAUGCCAUAAUGGAGUAACGUGAAUCUUAAAUUUUGCAAUAAUGAACUCGACGGAGCAACGAUUUUUAUAUACGCUUUUCUGUCAUUUGCAACAUGGCUACGUAGUCAGUUGAAUGAAAAUAAUAACGCAGUGCUAUAACGCGUAGUAGCUUAUAUGUGCAUACAUGAUAAGGACUUUUAUUAAGGCGAUAUUGCUCGAUUCAUGGUUUAACGUGAUUAUCGAUAGUAUGCUUGAUCAAUAUGGCUGAAAUACUAUAAUUAACACGUGGAUCUUUUUAGACCUGGAAUGUUUUCAAAUAUUCCUUUUGAAUAUUCAAUUUAUUUAAAUUUUAUCUUCUCUUAACAAAAUUUAAAAAAUGGGAUAAUCAUGCUUUGCAAGAAACAAUUAUUCAAGGUUACAAUACAAUGUAAAUGUAAUUAUAUAAAUAAGAUGUGGGUCUAAGAAGACCCAGUGUGACCGCCAUGCGAGUGUUUAAUAUCGUUUUACCUGUUCGAAUCAAAAUUUGUUAUUUUUUAUAUGCCUGUUAGUACAAGGCCCUUCUUUACACGAUAAAUCAUGUUUUAUUAUCCUUUCAAAGGUUGUAACGAAAAAUGUAACGUUUGAAUAAAGGAAAGUUUUAAA
Messenger RNA from Osmia lignaria (orchard mason bee), 1998 nucleotides. The record is from RefSeq and is a predicted model, not a curated record. NCBI's taxonomy places the organism in Eukaryota, Metazoa, Arthropoda, Insecta, Hymenoptera, Megachilidae.